UUGUCAAAACAACGAGUCAGCUGGAUGGAUCUGAUGGUCUAUGUGCCCCACUUUUCGGAAGCGCCGAAAGUGGAGCAUAAACCGGUUAUCGAACAUGUUUGCGAGCAGCCGCAGGAAGAGGACGAAGUAAAGAACGUCAAACGAGGAAACCGAAUUUGGACAAAGCUGACACGAUGGUGUUUAAGGCAACGGAUACUUUACCGAAAACAUCCGUUAACGCGUUGGUGUUUGAAAAGCACGACCGCCGUUAAUUACGAGAUUUCGAGGCACCUGAAAUCGCACUCUCUCAUGAUACACCCUUUUAGCUCGUUCAGAAUAUUUUGGGAAUCGAUUAUGGCUGUGUUCACCUUCAUGGCUCUUAUGGUGACCCCAGUGUCCAUCACGUUUUAUUACGAGCAACACGAUCAUUGGCACAUGAUCAAUGAUGUGAUGAACUGUAUGUUCUUGUGCGACAUCAUCAUGUGGUUUUUCACUGGAUAUUACGACUAUGGAACGAAGGUCAUCGUUCUCGAUCCUAUAAUAGUGGCACGGAAAUAUCUGCAAAGCUAUUUCUUCCUCGACAUUUUAACUGCACUACCUAUACAGAUAAUUGACUUUCUCGUACCGAAGUCGAUAUGGUAUUGUACCACGUUGAACAUGAUGAAGAUAUUGAGGCUUCGGAAUAUCAUCGUCUACGGCCGUAGACUUCGCGACGUGUAUAGAAUAAGUUUUCAAAAGUACAAGAUUUUGGAAAUGAUCGUACUGAUGGUAACAAUCGUCCACUGGUGCGCCUGUCUCGAAUACUACGUUCCGCUGUCCGUGAAAACGCUAGGGACGCUACGGAACGAUUCCUGGAUUCAUCACCCCCUGCUUGAAUCUAAAGAAACGUAUACACAGAAGUACCUGGUAUGUUUGAACAGGGCAAUCGUCGCAUUCGUUCGCUCUGCUCAUCAUUUAGGCAUGAAAACCAGGGAAGACAUUGUAUUGAACUUAAUCAUAACGAUCAUCGGAUACUUGUGUAGUCUCUAUUUGCUAUCGCAAUUUUCCCAGUUGCUGACCACCUUUCAAAUAACGGUGAAACGCAAUCUGAAAAUAAUACAACAGCUCCAAGAUUAUAUGCGGUAUAAGGAGCUACCGUAUGCUUUGCAACGUCGCUUAUUAACGUACUAUCAUUAUCGGAACAAAAGGGAUUUCGAGAGGAACAGGAAGGUCGUCGACGAAGUCUCGCCGUAUCUGCAAGAGGAGCUAAUAUUAGAUAAUUACUCGACGCUGAUUAACAGCGUGGAAUUGUUUAAACAUUUGCCGGACACGGUGAUAGUACAAUUAACCAGUACUAUAAAAUCCGAGAUAUUCAUGCCCGGCGACGAGGUCGUUAAUGCAGGAAGCCGCGGCGAUGCUUUAUUUUUCAUAUCUGCCGGAACUGUCGCGGUUUAUACCGCGAUGGGAAGAGAAGUCUGCCAUUUGGAAGACGGAAGUUAUUUCGGCGAGAUCGCUCUGGUGAUGGACAGCGAGCAUAGAAUAGCGACGAUCGUCGCGGUGGAGACCAGCGAGAUCUACAUGGUGUACCGUGACGACUUCCGGAGAGCCAUAUCGCCCUAUCCCGAUCUCUUGAACCGACUGCAGAACGUUGCCCUCGAGCAUUUGCGCAACAGCCUCCUUCUGGAUACGGCGCAAGAAAUGCUACACGAGACACCGCAGUAUAUCAACAUAAGUAGUAUACAAAGCAAACGAAUGAGAUAAUUAUAGAUAAUAUCAGAAACGAGGA
Ceratina calcarata is the source of this 1744-nucleotide messenger RNA. RefSeq names its product potassium/sodium hyperpolarization-activated cyclic nucleotide-gated channel 1. Gene Ontology annotation, biological process: potassium ion transmembrane transport; sodium ion transmembrane transport; regulation of membrane depolarization. The record is from RefSeq and is a predicted model, not a curated record. Gene Ontology annotation, cellular component: HCN channel complex. NCBI's taxonomy places the organism in Eukaryota, Metazoa, Arthropoda, Insecta, Hymenoptera, Apidae. The transcript is spliced from 9 exons. Gene Ontology annotation, molecular function: voltage-gated potassium channel activity. Bases 25 to 1719 code for a protein of 564 amino acids.